Messenger RNA from Periconia digitata, 1804 nucleotides. The record is from the annotation of a GenBank genome assembly. Lineage: Eukaryota; Fungi; Ascomycota; Dothideomycetes; Pleosporales; Periconiaceae.
UAACGUACAAAAGGCACAGAUAAGUUCUGCAGGAUUGGAUGGUUGGAACUGUGAACUGGAUCGCACGGCUCUGCAUCCUAGCAAAACCGGGCUUGGGGUUCGGGGAAAAAUUGUUAUCGGCAAGGCUCCCUGACCCCAGUCAUCCGAAGGAGCGAUGGAUGCUAAGAUAACUUCAAACGCCACUCCCCAUCACUCGAACUACAGGCUAUAGUGAACUUCAUCAUCCCAGGAGACAUCCACUCCGAGCAUCGAAACUCUAGAUUCCAAGCCCGCAUGCUGCCCGAACGCUGAGAACAACUGAAUCGCCCAUUCCACGAUGCAGCAGCAGUUGACCAUUCGACCAGCCGCCCGGAAUACCAAGACACGCCGCAAGAAAGUCUGUUUAACGUGUCAACGACGCAAGAAGAAGUGUGUGGGGUCUACACCACGGUGCGAAACAUGCAGGCUCGGUGACUGGCGGUGCGAGUGGGGGCCGAAGAACAGCAGCCUGGCUCCAACUCGAGAGAAGCAACAGCUAGCAUCAAGGAAAGCACCUACUCCAGCUCCAUUGUUAUCAGUUCAAAACGGAUUGGCUUGCGAACUGACGCCGGACUCCUUCCAGUUGCUACAGUACUACACGAAUGUGACAGGAGUGCUGUUGCAAGACUUCCCCCAAACUACUUCGUUAAAUCCGUUCGUCGAUGUAAUCCUUCCUGUAGCUUAUGAUGAUGACCUGCUGAUGCACACGCUCUUGGCUAUCAGCGGCACACACCUGUCAUACUCAUACAAGGUUGCCGGAGUAUCACCAUUCGCAUAUGCAACUUACAAGCACUAUGCGCAUGUGCUACGGGAACUGCAGAGAGAUGUCGAUACCCUCGUUCGUCGGGAUGUGAGCCACGUCGUCCGUCUUCUUGUGCUGCUAAAUUUUCUGGCUAUCUAUGAGGUCUAUUCCGGAUCGCCAUACGCAGCAUUGAUAGUCCAUCUUCGCGGGUUGACGCAAUUAUUCUGCCAACUACGGACCGAGGUUCAUGAUAUCUCUUCUCUGCCAGAGGAAACUCGGGAUUUAGCAAGUUACGCAUACGAGAACUUCAAUUACUUGACACUUUCCAACCUGUUUAUUCCUUACCCGCAUCAGUCAGAUCUGGUUGAUCUUCUCUCGCUUGCAUCGUCUGGGCUUACAAUGGACCAUGAGCCUGUGACUGCCAUGCUCCGUGCUGACAAAGUGCUGCUUGCGUCAAUCCCGCGAGCCUGUGCACUGUUCGUCCGUCGCAUUGCGGAACAAUCUGCGGGAGAGAUCAAACCCACCGCUGCAUUCAUGACCGAGUACACGGACUUGAGCUCUACCAUCGAGAGCUGGGACGCAUCGAUCGCCAUAAUUGAGUUAGACGAAGACACUGCUACAAACCCUUCUUAUACCUCCCACAAGUCGAAGACUUACUUGGUGAGCCGAUUGUUGCAACACGGCCUUCGGAUAUACAUCUUGACAGCGUUCAUGGGCAAUCUACCUAUACCAUCACCCGCGAUCGAGGAUGCUAUCGAGCUUGAGGUCGAAGCUCUUGCAAAUGUACAUCGAAUUCUUGCUAAACAGGGGUGGAAUGUUGCUACAUGGGCUCAUUUAGCAGCCGUAACUUGUUUUCGAACGGAUGCUCUUCGCGAGGAGUUCGUUGCCUUGAUGAAGACAUCUAAUCACGCGCGUCAUUUCGGACUUAUUCGAGAAGCGUUGGAGCUUCUAUGGAAGGAGCAAAAGCACGACCCAAAAGCUUUUGGCCCGUACGGUUUGAUGCGCAUUCUCGAAAAGUACAACAUGAGCUUUUGUCUGUCGUAA